AUGGCCUUCUGGGUGGUAGGCGGGGGAAAUCCGCUUGGUGACGCUGCCGCCUCGUCCACCGCUGGCCAGGUGGCUUACAUCAAGCGCGGCAGCUACUCUAACGGCUCUGAGGCUCUCGGUUCCAAUGGCAAGCGAAGGGGCUACGAGUAUGCAGACGGAACCGCGUCUGCCUGCAGCAAUGCGGGUUGUUACGGCAUCACCAAGAGGCCUCGACUGGACGACUGGGGCCGCGUCAUCGGCUACCAUGGCAAGGGCCAUCACGCCGCCGGCUGCGAGCACAAGUAUUCCGGCGAUGCUGCCAUGCCCGAUGCUUCCUCAAUACACGUCAAGAACCUCGCCUUUCUCGUGAUCCGGGAGCAUGAGCCGUCUCCGCCCCCGACGCCGCCCCCACAGUCGGACCACCGAGCCGGAUUCCCUCCGCCGCUGCCGCAUCACGGCCCGUCCUUUAUGUCUAUGUCUGCCCCUAUGGAACGUACCCAGUCUGGCCUGUCCAUCUCAUCGGACACGUCUGCUGUCGACCCCCCCUGUGACCAAGAAGGUGACUGUGACCAUCACGAUCACCCACCGCUACUGAGCGACCUUGCUGCUGCCCGGUUGGUGCGGCGCCAUGUUGCCAACAUUCGCCGGUGGAAGCAUCGCGACUCACAACACGGCCGCAUUCUCAAGGCCCUCAUCAACCCAAAGUCUAGGGAGGCCGACUUCCCCUUAGACAACGACGCCCUCCGGAGCAUCUUCUCGGCGGCCAACGAACUCUUCUUCGCCAAUAAGUUGACGCAAAGGGUCACCUGGGACUGGAGCCACCCUGCCUGCGCACAAUACGAGAGCCACAUCGUUGGCACUACAGCUUUACGCCGCAGCGCUCGUCUGGGCGGCUAUGAAACACUCAUUGUGCUCUCGUCGCCGAUUCUUAAAGACACUAAAUACAACCGCCGGCUCCUCAUCUCCACCUUCUUACACGAGAUGAUUCACAGCUUUCUAUUCAUCGUUUGUGGCAUCACAGCACGACACCAAGGCGGUCAUACAGAGGGCUUCCGUCAGAUUGCCGAGAUCAUCGAUGAAUGGGUUGGGAAAGAACAUCUCCGGUUGCGUGACAUGGAGGCCGACCUUGAGCGCUUCAUCCACGAGGAUCAUCCUCCCGCCAUAACUGGUUACGCGACUGUGGAUGAUGGGAUGCCCCAUUUGAACAACUAUCAUUAUUAUAACAACAGUAACAAUAACAACAACGGCAACACCUCCGACACGGUAUGGCCCAGCACCGAGUGGCAUCAUGCUGAGGCUCAAGACUACCGAACCAUCGAAGCACCUCAGCCUUAUACACGGUAUCCCUCCAACCACGACGAGUGGGAGUGGCACGACAGAGAGGGAUUCCCGGCCCAUGUACUCCCUUCAUAUCAUUACUAA
This is a messenger RNA of Trichoderma breve, 1401 nucleotides long. RefSeq names its product sprT-like family domain-containing protein. The record is from RefSeq and is a predicted model, not a curated record. The transcript has a single exon. Bases 1 to 1401 code for a protein of 466 amino acids. Lineage: Eukaryota; Fungi; Ascomycota; Sordariomycetes; Hypocreales; Hypocreaceae.